Humulus lupulus (European hop) is the source of this 1927-nucleotide messenger RNA. RefSeq names its product cytochrome P450 714A1-like. Gene Ontology annotation, molecular function: iron ion binding; oxidoreductase activity, acting on paired donors, with incorporation or reduction of molecular oxygen; heme binding. The transcript is spliced from 5 exons. The record is from RefSeq and is a predicted model, not a curated record. Lineage: Eukaryota; Viridiplantae; Streptophyta; Magnoliopsida; Rosales; Cannabaceae. The coding region runs from base 174 to 1760 and encodes 528 amino acids.
AUAUAAACUAUAAACAAGUAUAUUAUACAUAUGUGUAUUCAGAUUUCUUAAUUUAAGCAAAAUAAUGGGGUUUUUUUGGCUAUAAAUAUAGAGGGUUGAAGUUUGAGAGAGAGAGAGAUAUAUCAGAGAAAUUUAAUUAGAAAGAGGAGAGAGAGAGAGAGAGGGAGAGAGAGAUGGAGGUAAUUGUGUUGAGAGUCUUGUAUUCUUUAUGUGGUAUAGGGGUAUUGGGAUUCUUAGUUCAUAUCUAUAAUAGUGUUUGGUUCAAAUCUGAAAGAGUUCGAAGGAAGCUCCGAAUGCAAGGUAUUAAAGGUCCAACGCCGUCGUUUUUGUAUGGGAAUCUGCCAGAGAUGCAGAAAAUCCAGCUUCAAGCCUUGAAAGCUCCUCUUCAUGACUAUUGCUCUGAGUUCGUAGCACACGAUUACACCUCCACCCUCUUCCCAUACUUGGAACAGUGGAGAAAAGAAUACGGUUUAUUAUAUACAUAUUCAACUGGAAUGAGGCAACACUUGUAUAUCAACCAGCCAGAGCUAGUGAAGGAAUUGAAUCAAAGUCUUACAUUGGAAUUGGGUAAGCCUACUUACGUAACCAAGAGGCUUGCGCCCAUGCUUGGCAACGGCAUUUUGAGAUCUAAUGGCCUUUUAUGGGCGCAACAGAGGAAGAUUGUUGCACCCGAGUUCUACAUGGACAAAGUCAAGGAAAUGGUGGGUCUAAUGCUGGAGUCAGCAGAGCCAAUGCUUAAGAAAUGGGAAGAGUGUAUUGAAGCCCAGGGUGGGUUGACGGCUGAGAUUAAAGUUGAUGAGGAUUUGAGGGGCGUCUCCGCUGAUGUUAUCUCUAGAGUCUGUUUCGGAAGCUCUUAUGCCAAAGGCCGUGAGGUUUUCUCUAAGCUUAGAAGCCUUCAGAAAACCAUUUCUCACCAAGGUUUUCUCUUUGGAGUAACUAAUCUUGGGAAUAUUUUCGGAGCCAAAAAACAAAACGAAAUCAGCUGCUUGGAGAGAGAGAUAGAGUCGUUGAUAUGGAAGACCAUAGAAGAGCGAGACCAACAAGCGGAAGAGGUUGUUUCAGAGAAAAGGGACUUAUUGCAGCACAUACUAGAGGCGGCCAGUGGCGACCAAAGUUUGGACAAGGACUCGUGUAAACGCUUCAUUGUUGAUAAUUGCAAGAGUAUCUACUUCGCCGGCCAUGAGUCCACCGCCGUCGCCACCUCAUGGUGUUUGAUGAUGCUUGCUUCGCAUCCCGAGUGGCAAGCUCGGAUUCGAUCCGAGUUGGCUCAAGUUUGCCCUAAUGGCCUCCCGGAUGCUACUUCUCUUCCCCACUUAAAAACGGUGACAAUGGUGAUUCAAGAAGUGUUACGCCUAUACCCACCAGCAGCCUUCGUAUCAAGGGAGGCACUGGAAGAAACCAAAGUGGGAAACAUCACUGUCCCAAAAGGGGUAUGUCUAUGGACUCUGAUCCCCACUCUGCACCGAGACUCUGAUGUUUGGGGGCCCGACGCCAACGAAUUCAAGCCGGAGAGGUUUGCCGAGGGCGUGGCCCAAGCUUGCAGGCUGUCCCCGCAAGCCUAUAUUCCCUUUGGAUUGGGUCCUCGCUUGUGUUUAGGCAAAAACUUCGCAAUGGUAGAGUUGAAGGUCAUUUUGUCCCUUAUAAUAUCAAGGUUUUCUUUCUCUUUAUCUCCUAAGUACCAUCAUUCUCCGGCUUAUAGAAUGAUCGUAGAGCCCGGAAAUGGAGUACAAAUCCUUAUCACAAAAACAUCUGAUGAUUGAGAAAUUACUGUUAUAUAUAGCUAUAUAUAUAGCGGCUUGCAUAUUCCCCGACAAACAUAUAUAUAAAAUGUAGUAAUAUUGUAUAAUUACAUGUAGUUUGGUUUGUGAUACAUCAAUCUUUCUUGGUGUGGGGUGAUCAAUAAUAUUCUAUAAUUUUAUAUUUACAA